Drosophila takahashii is the source of this 817-nucleotide messenger RNA. Its product is annotated as splicing regulator SDE2. Gene Ontology annotation, cellular component: nucleus. The record is from RefSeq and is a predicted model, not a curated record. Lineage: Eukaryota; Metazoa; Arthropoda; Insecta; Diptera; Drosophilidae.
AUGGGCAUAAAUAUUUUUAUAAACAAUAAAUAUUUGGUUACUGGGGAUUGCGGAAAUUAUGCUGAGCUAUGCAGCCGGAUUGGGGAUAACACAAACUUGAAGCCUGAGGAUUACUAUCUGGUGAGCAAUGGAAAACGCUUGGAUUUGGAGGGAAAACUAUGUGGAGGCGAUGUCCACUGCAUCCUGCGCCAGGUGGGCGGCAAGGGAGGAUUCGGCUCCAUGCUGCGGGCCAUUGGCGCCCAGAUCGAAAAGACCACGAAUCGCGAGGCUUGCCGGGAUCUGAGUGGCCGUCGGCUGAGGGACAUCAACGAGGAGAAGCGGGUGCGCGCCUGGCUGGACAAGCAGGGCGAGCGGGAACGGGAGGCCGAGGAGCGGAAGAAGCGGAAGAUCGAGAAGCUGCUGGCCGUGCCGAAGCACGACUUCAAGGACGACAAGUACGAGGAGGCGAGGGCCAAUCUCACAGAGAAAGUCAACGACGCUUUUGAGGAGGGACUCAAGCAGGCCGAGGAGAUCAAGGAGAAGGCGGCCCAGGAAGCCUCCACCAGUGGCACCAAGAGGAAAUCACCCGCCGAAGACAAGACCAAGGCCAAAAAGAAGAAAAAGGGUACUCUUUGGAUAGGCGAUGAUAUCUCAGGUUCCGAUUCGGACUCGGAUGACAGCGAGGAGGAGCCGGAGGCACAGAAAAAGGCCAUCAAAAACUAGACAAAUUAAGUAAAUUCAUUAAAACCUAUAUAAAAUUUGAAAGAUUUCGAUUUAAUACUAAGCACUAAGAGGAUUAAUAAGUAAUUGUAUAAAUAAACAUUUGAAUGACCCAAGA